AUGAAUACGAAUCAAACAAUAAAUCAAAUGGACAAGGAAUUAAAACUUGUUCAUCAGGUAUAUCCUUUGAAUUUUACUAUACCUUUAAAUUUUACUACAGUAUUGAAAAUAUUUGAUUACGUACAGAUUAUUGUUGAUGUUACUAAAAUAUUUAUUAUUUAAUGAAUUUUUAAUGUGCAAAUUUUACAGUUCCUUAUAAACCAUGAUUUUGAAAAUACUGCCGAUGCAUUGAUGGUAGAAGCAACAAUAAAAGGUUUUAAACAUUGUAAGAAAGAUUUACAAGUCGAGGGCGAUAUUUACGAAAAUUGUUAUGAACAAUUGAUGUUCAGUUAUAAAACAGGAGAUUGGAGAACAUUCUUCAAUCUAUGGAAUUUGAUGAUAUCUGAAGAUGUUAGACAAACAAAAUCUUAUAAAAUUUUGAUGUUACAUAUAUAUGUAUAUUUUGCAAUGUUACCUAAACGCACAUCAAUGUUACAUUGGUACAAAGAAAAAGAAUUCUAUGACUGAAACAGAGAAGAACAUGAAUGAAUGUAUGGAACAGUUACGUAACUUUCUAAACACAACAGGUAAAGAAUUAGAAAAAGAUAGUGAAUUAAGACCUUAUUUUGCAUUACCUUUUAUGGAGGAUCCAUAUGCAGAACCGUUUCUUUCUAAAAUAUUUGAAAAAAGUUGGUCAGACAAACUAACAAAUCAUUUACAGCUAUUUCUCAAAAACUAUAAACAACAAAGUUUCAGUGAUACAAAGUAUAAUGAUGAAAAUUCAAACAAAUUUUCUUCAAGUUAUACAUCUUUAUCAGAAGAUCCUAAGAAAGAUGUAAUGACAAAAAAGACAAUUAAGAACACUAAUGUACCAAUCAUACCAAAUGAUAGAAACAUUCCAAUGUUCCUAGAAAAUGAUGAACUCGAAGGACAAUUUAAUUUGUAUGACAGUAUGAAACAUAGUCAAAAGUCAAAAAGCAUACAGACAAUAUCAAUAAAUUCUUCAAAAGAAGAUAUGUGUUCAUCACAUUUUACCAGAAAGAAUAAAAAAUUGAUACAGUGUACUCAAGAAUUGGCGGUAACAAAAUCUCAUUUAUGCAGUGUCCAUUCAAAUUAUGAAAAAUUAAAAGUUAGAUUUUAUAAACUGCACGCUGAUUAUCAUAAACUGAUGAGCAUUGCAAGAGUAUUAACAACUGCUUUAGAAGAUUCAGUAAAAGGACAAGCAAUUGAUUUCCAGGCUAUGUUAGAGACUUGCAUAAAAAUCUUCCCAGAUUUGUUUAAUCAAAAUAUAAAAGACAGUUCACAUUGUUCAUCAGAAUUAUUCUUAAAUAAAUCUCGUUCUAAUAUGAAAACUAUUGAAUAUUCAAACUCGUACAAUAUAUUCAUUCCCCCAAAAUUAUUGGAUUUCAAGAAAAUCAAGUUACAUCUGAUUAACGGAAGUAUUAAAACCAAACUAUUCCUUUUGCAAGCGCUAAGAAGAAAAAUAACAUUCAGUCAACCUGGAGAGAGAGAUGAAACAGUGCAUGAAUAUAUAAGUAGAGACUUGUUAGGACUUCAUAGUCAAAUUGCCAGUUACAGAGGCAAAUCUAUACUGCCAUAUUUAUUAACUCCACAAAAUAUUAUCAUACCACAUCCUUUACAGCAAUCAGUCGCAAGAUUAUUGAACGCAUUGGCGUCGUUUAGAUGUGGAAGAGACUAUUUAUCAUUUGAUUCUACUGUCGUUGAUAUGGUAUUCAAGUGCCUGAAUAGUAUUUCUAAUAAUGAUAUAGACACAUUGACUUGCAACAUGAUGAUUGCAAUGUUACAAAAGUUAUCUUUACGUAAACAGCAAAGAAUUUAUAUGAUAGAAAAUGGAUUAGUGGAAUGGUUGAUCCAUCAUCUGUAUGAUCAGUGUCGUGUUAUGGAUUCUUAUCGACUGGAAUACGCUACAGCUCUUUUGAUGAAUUUAUCGUUACAUCAAGUAGCUCAAAAAAGAGCGUCAGCUCUAGCGCCUCUACUUAUUUCAACAUUAGUUGAUUUGCUUUUAAUGGAUCAUAUAUCGGCAUUGCCAUACAUUAAUGGGGCCUUAAACAACUUCUUAACCAAUCCCGCGAUCAACGAAGAAGCAAGACGAAUAAAAUUUUCGUCUAUGAUAGAACAGUACAGUAAAUACAAAACUGGAGAAAUAAGGAGGAAUUUGAUGUAUUGGAAAGUCAACUGGAAGAGAAUGAUCCAGUAAAGAAUAAUUACGGAGAAUUGUGUGGAGAAUCAUUAUUAGAAUCAUGUUAUACAAUUUUACCAACGUCAAUUAACGAAAACGAGAUAAUAUCCGAUGAACUAUCAUUCCGACAAUUUAAAACAGAGGCAACAGACUCUGCCAUGCAUAAUAAUCAAAUUAAGAGUUUAUCUUCUGAACGCGAAUCGAUGCAACAUGGAGAGACUUUACCAAGAAAAUUGCCAAACAAAAAACUUAACGUGAAAACUAAAAAUAAUAUUAUAGUACUACAAAAUUCUGGUAAAAAGACAAUAUCGUAUCGAAAAUCGCAGCCACGUGUAAUCGAAUUAAAGUAUUUUUCGACAAAGGAUCGACAAAUUUCUAAACUGCAAAUUGCAGAGAACAAAAGGUGGAACUCAAAGAAUGAUAAGAGUUUUGUAAAAGAAACUCAUAACGAAAGUACCAUGUAUCUCUAUGAAAAUCAUACUUCGAAGAACACCGAAGAUAGCAAUAAAAUUGCAAACGACAAAACCUCAUGGACGCAAGAGACAAUAUCGGAUACGGAAGAUGCAUUUUUAGCCAAGCCAAAACUUGCACGAACUCCACCCAUACUUUCAUCACGCUUGCCCAGCUCAUUGAGAGUAUCAAUAAUAACCAGAAUAUGUACUGGCAUGUCCUGGCACAUAGCUGCUGCUGCUCCGGUAUCUUCUCAACAAUGGGCCAUCCACGUAACUGUUACCGCUGAAGCUACUGUGUAAUCCAGACAUGGACGAAUAACCAAUUGGUGAGCUGCUGUGAUACAGGUUCAUAAUGCUUGGCUUACUUUUGUAACCUCCAACAACCUUGCUAAGAUAGGAAGAAGGUCCACCGGGAUAAAGUUGACUGGCGAUACUGCUUGGCCUGGCUUCUUUAAUCGUAGCCAGUUUCCCACCGCUUUUACCGUAAUUAUUAAGCAAGUAAUCAAGCUCUUGCUCCUUAGAGAGAUAGUUCAAACCUGCAGUGGAGGUGUAAUCACCCAGAUACUUGUUAUACUUGUAUUUACCGGAACCAUAAGCUGCAGCUGCAGCUCCCCGAACAUUGCUGAAAGGGCUACUCCCAGAGUUGGACAAGAACAUGGAAGAGGGGUAAUCGCGGCCCAUACUGCCGUGACUUCCUCGCACGUAGCGAGUAUCAGGGUGCAUCGAGUAGAUCUCAUUCACAAACUUGCUGCUUCCUCCGAUACCGAAAGCAUUCUCCUUCUGCUUUCCGUACGAAUAGUCGCCGUUAGAGCUGCCGAAGAGGUUGGAGACCUCCCUGUUGAAAGUUGGAUCCACACUGUCCAUGAAUCCUGCGCUUUGAGACGUGUGACCCCUGAAAGGAUCUCCGGAAUAGUCGCCUCUGAAGGUGGAAGCUUCUAUGCCCAGUUCCGGAUAGCUUCCUGUACUAGUAGCACCGGGCACGUUAUCGGAGAAUCUCAUGUAAGAAAGAUUCUUGUGCCUGUUGGUAGCGGACAGUUGAUCGAAAUCCGACGCGACUUGAUCGCUGCCCUGCGUGUAAGCUUCGAAAGUCGAAUCUCCGUUGUUGUUGUUGCCAUUGUAGUUAUCGAAACUGGACUGGGCAGCGUUGCUGGACAUGUAAGGGACCGAGGCGAGAUUCUCGCGAGUGGCAGUGGUGGUGUAACUACUAGGGAAACCAGCGUUGUGGGAACUGGGUGAAAAUCCGGUGUAAGAGUUGCUUCUUAAACUUUCCUCGUGGCUCGUUUGGCUCCUGCUGUUGGUCAACGAGUGUCCACUAUUUGCCCCGCCGUAAAAGUCCAUGUUUUCUCGGUGGCCUUCUUUACUGGGUACGUAGGCACCGUUGAUGAUGUUGCUGUUGUAUUCGAAGCCAUUGCUCUCCCCGUUGAUAGAAUAGCCUUCACAAAGAAAGAUUCUUUAUUUGCAGACAGAAGGUUUUUUUAAACAGAACAAUUUCUUUGUGAUAGCGAGAUUAAGAAGAAGAAUUUUUAAGUUUAAGAUAUACGUACUGUUGACCGGUGUUGCUGGCUCUGCGCGGGUUAGCAGGACGCAACCAAAAAUUACUAUACUCUGA
Molecule: messenger RNA, 4240 nt
Organism: Heterotrigona itama
Lineage: Eukaryota; Metazoa; Arthropoda; Insecta; Hymenoptera; Apidae
Source: the annotation of a GenBank genome assembly